This is a messenger RNA of Trichophyton rubrum CBS 118892, 753 nucleotides long. RefSeq lists its product as uncharacterized. The coding region runs from base 1 to 753 and encodes 250 amino acids. The transcript has a single exon. Lineage: Eukaryota; Fungi; Ascomycota; Eurotiomycetes; Onygenales; Arthrodermataceae. The record is from RefSeq and is a predicted model, not a curated record.
AUGGCGUCUUAUUUCUCUUCUAUAACAUCGAUAUCCAACCUCAGUACCCGCUUCACCUCUCUCCGGCGUGCUAUAUCCGCAGACGAGACAGACGACCCAGAAAAUGAGGAUCUCUCACAUAUCUCCAACGUUCUACGCGCGUAUUACAACGAAAAGGGCCGCAGGUUACCCCCUUGGUUACCCCCAGAUAAGAAGUCAGCGUACAGCGCCCCUGUUAUUGCGACUUCUCAGACAUCUUUCCAGGGCUAUGGCGGCACUCCUAGCCAGUCAGGUGGCCUAGGGGACCUGUGGGAUGACUCUGGGCGUUCGCAUACGCAACAUCAACAAGCUACAGGGAGUCUUCGUUCCGGUCGAAGCCAGAAUAGCCUGACAGGCCAUAAAAAUGGUUUACCGUCGUCCUUAAAACCCGCUCCAAACCACCUGCCUCACCGUCCUGGAGCCAGCUUGAGAAGCCAGAGUAACGGAUAUGACCGCGAUCCCUCACCUCAGGCUGGAGGCCGAUCUCAGUCUACUGGCGGAGCGAGACCGCUACCCAGCCAGCGUGCUGGUUCAUACCAAACUUCCGGUGCCCAACUGUCACGUCCGGAAGGGAUGGAUCGAACAUUAUCUGGUGCUUCUGCGCAGGACAGACUUCGUGCGCGGUUGCACGGUGGCAGCAAACCAUCUUUAGGCACUAGCAAGUCCUUUGAUUCUAGUUCCGCUUUGGGUGAUGGAGGAGGCUAUUCUGGAGGCCAUAGUGGUGGUUAUCGAUAA